UUCGAAUUUUGGCAUAGUUCCAUAGUCAGUGAUUUGGGUCAUCAUGAAGGCUAUAAUUGCGGUGUUUCUCUUCGGCAUGGUUGCGAUAGUCGCAUCGCGAGGAGUGAACGUAGUUGAACAAAAUCCUGAAACUGUGACGGGUGCAGAUGAGUUUGCUGACAGAAUACGAGAUGGUGUUGCUUCCUUGAAGUCUAGGAUCGAGGAGGCGAAAAACUUUCUUUCAGAGCUAAGAGCAAAAGUAGUCAACAAUAAUACUCCUGCGGCAACUCCCGUUCAAGUGGUUGACAACAGCGUAAAUGGCGUAAGCGUAGUCGACAACAACCCCGCACCUGGCAACCUUGUAGACGUCGUCGAUUCAGGCUUCAGCCAACCUGGAGCUAAUUUGGAUAUUGUAGACCCUGGUUUUUACAUCUCCCCUCAACCAAAUGUCAGACCUCCUAGACCUGGCGCAAGUAAACCAGGCUUUGAAAAUGUCGACUCUGGAUUCUAUCAGCCAGGAAAUACCCAGGCUGGCGCAAGUAAACCAGGCUUUGAAAAUGUCGACUCUGGAUUCUAUCAGCCAGGAAAUAGCCAGGCUCCCGAUCCCGGUCUUCACUAUCGUAAGUAGAAGAACCCAUGGUUGCGUGGAGGCCAAUAAACAAGAUUUUUCUAAUCCGAAUUAAAUAAAAAACAUUAUUUUGUAAAUUAUAUAUCCUAUUUGAUUUCUCCUUCGUAGUUUUUCUAAUGUAGAUAAUAAAAGAUUCAUGGUA
Molecule: messenger RNA, 749 nt
Organism: Pararge aegeria (speckled wood butterfly)
Lineage: Eukaryota; Metazoa; Arthropoda; Insecta; Lepidoptera; Nymphalidae
Exons: 15
Coding region: 44-607 (187 amino acids)
Source: RefSeq, a predicted model, not a curated record